CCAAUAUCAACAUUUUUGUGUUACCAAGAUAAGCCAGAGAAAACGCGAGAGUCGACAAGGAAAAGGCAAUGCAAGAAGAAGCUUAAAUCUCUCUUCUCUGCUCCUGAAGUCUGUUCAUGGCGAUGUCGGGAACUUUCCAUUUGACUUCUGACUAUGUCCCUGGUACUUCGCUAUCCUGUACCCUUUUCAUGUCUCUCUCUUUCUCGCUUGUCGAUAAUUUUUCUGUUUUAUUUUGAUAAUUGUGAAGGCAUCUAUCUAUGUGCGUCUCUAUUUGUUUUCCGGGAAUAUUGUUACUGUUCUUCCUUGAAUUCUCGCCGAGCACCUAGUGUUUUAUGCCCCUGUCACUGUAGGCGGAAACGGCAUGUGUGUGGAGAAAUCAUUUUGCUUUUGGUUUGUUGUCCACCAGUUGUUCGAUGAAAUGAUUCUCUUGAGUUUUAUAGACUUCUGCUUAUUCGUGUUACACACUUUCAGACAGCCGUUGCUUCUUUAACUCUGCUGUUUCAAGAAGAACACUUGCCAUAUUACCUUGCUCUUCCUGUCUCGAUCACAAGAAUGGGCGUCUGAAAUCUGUCCCCAAUAGAAGUUCUUUUGUGUGCCGAGCAAGUUCUGGCGGCUAUAGGAGAAAUCCUGAUUUCUCAAGACUUAAUAAGCAUGGUUACCGGGGAAACAACAGGCAAAGCGGAGGGAGAGAAGAUUUUGAUAUCGAAAACUCUGAUAUGUUGUCUUCAAGAAAUGGGCCUUUAUUCAACCUGUCUAGUUCCCCCAAAUUCCAAGCUACCUCAUCCCCUGGACCUAGAGAGAAAGAGAUCGUGGAGCUUUUCAGAAAGGUUCAAGCUCAGCUCCGAGCUCGUGCUGCAGCAAAGAAAGAAGAAAAAAAGAUUGAAGAAGCUUCUAAAGGGCAGGGAAAAGAAAGUGAAACUGUUGACUCUCUUCUUAAGUUACUAAGGAAGCACUCGGGAGAGCAAAGCAAGAGGCAAGUUAGCAAAUUUAGCAGCCAGGGAGAAGUACAAGGAGAUACUGUUGACAAACAAGAUCGCACCGGAAAUCUUGUCACUUCAGGGAACAAAGAUAAUAAUGCAUCAUCCUUUACCAGACCAACAUCAAGCUUCAGAAGAAAGUCGCCAGUACCAAGAUCUCAAUCACCGCCAGCUUAUUCUAGCGAGGCAACUUUUGAUCAAUCAUCAAGUUACAGUGUAACCUGGACCCAGAAGAAGGAUACAGUAGAGUUGCAUGAUGAGCCUGAACAUGAGCCUGCGUAUGAGCAUGAGCAUGAGCCUGAAAAUGAGUCAGAACCUGGGCCUGUGACAACUAUGCUUGAACCAGAUUCAGAGCUGAAACCAGAGUCAUCAUCAUUUUAUCAAGAGGAGGAGGAUGAUGAUGUUACUUUUGAUGUGUUAUCACAGGAUGAUGGUAUUUUAGAUGUGUUAUCAGAUGAUGAUGAGUCUCUCGAUGAUGCUGAUGAAGAUAGUGAUGAAGCUGAGGAAGAAGCCGUGAAAGACUUGAGUGAAUUGAAGCUGGUCGAACUUAGAGGCAUAGCAAAGUCACGGGGACUAAAAGGGUUGUCAAAGAUGAAGAAAGCCGAAUUAGUGGAGUUGCUUGGUAGUGAUUCCAGCUGAACCUUGCUCUAGUAUGCACCAGUUAAAAUGAGUUACUUUCUCUGUAUUUUGUUUGUUUGGAAAAUGCUGGCUUUGAUGUUCUUGAUUUACUAGGAUUACCUUCUUCUCUUUUAAGUUAUUAUUAUUACACUGAUGUACCUUGUCAACUACAGUUUUCAGGACGCAUUAUUUACUGUUCAAUCAUAUGGAUUUUCAAAAAUCUAUUACCAACACAACAGGUUGAUACUUGUUCGGAC
This is a messenger RNA of Arabidopsis thaliana (thale cress), 1852 nucleotides long. RefSeq names its product Rho termination factor (gene RHON1). Gene Ontology annotation, biological process: DNA-templated transcription termination; gene expression. Lineage: Eukaryota; Viridiplantae; Streptophyta; Magnoliopsida; Brassicales; Brassicaceae. Gene Ontology annotation, cellular component: chloroplast. The coding region runs from base 717 to 1616 and encodes 299 amino acids. The record is from RefSeq and is marked reviewed. The transcript has 2 exons.